Messenger RNA from Dendroctonus ponderosae (mountain pine beetle), 4167 nucleotides. RefSeq names its product nuclear pore complex protein DDB_G0274915. The record is from RefSeq and is a predicted model, not a curated record. Lineage: Eukaryota; Metazoa; Arthropoda; Insecta; Coleoptera; Curculionidae. Bases 237 to 3746 code for a protein of 1169 amino acids. The transcript is spliced from 7 exons.
CGUUGCGCGCAUCACUCAUGUCAUGGAAACUUUGACAACUGUAAAAGGUUUUUCAAUUUUCAUGGCAUGGUGAAUUUAAAAGCGCUAAUUCCGAAAAGACUAAAAUAACAAACCGCUUGCUUAAGGUUAACAGUGUCCCAAAUCCCAGUGUUUACCUACUUUAAGGUCGGGCAUUUAACGUUGAACUAGGCGUAGAAUUCGUGCAGUGUUUUGAGGUUAUCCAAGUUUAAAUUGAAAUGCUCAAUUCGAAGGAAGUGGCAAAGUCUCAAAUGGAAUCAAACAGGAGCUAUUUACACGACCGCUUUUCACUAGUACCUAAAGGGACAUCAACACCAGUAAACUCGCACGGUUUUGCUAGCCAAACUCAACUCUCACCAGCAGCGUCAGCGAAGCAAGGAACUCCUAGAAGAUACUCACUAUCAGCACUUUCAACACCUUCAACUAGCCGCUCAACCCCGAGAUACCAACAGUGCCAAGGCCCCUUGCUAACGUCAUUAAACUACAAAGACAAUGUUAGUAUGUAUGAAGAAACAAAAAGUUGCGGCCUGGCCAAACGCAUUGUCCUCUAUAAUGAAGAGGCAGAGGAAGAGCGACGAGUAACUCACCAGCAAAGAUAUAACGGCCUUGGCCUGUUUCCUGUAGUGCAUUUGUUCAAGCAACAGUCGCCCGUCUUGGGCCCGUCCUUAAAGAGGGUGAAAGUGAAAUUGUCGAGUCCAGAAUAUUUAAGAUUGUGUCCUCCCGAAGAAAAACGUAAACUACUGAAAGACAUGACUAAACCUCAACCAGCCUUUAAGAGACAAAUCAGUCUCCCCUCGCAUAGUUCAACCCCCGAUAUAGGCACUAAAAGCGUUUUGGACGCUUUGAAGGAGAUUUCGCGCAAGCGAAUUCAUUCAGAAGAGGAACACGAUUUUCCUGAAGAAUGGGGCAAGCGAAUGAAAACCCAUAUACCAAACGGAGCUGCAACUCCAACUUCAAAAAGAGCUCGUGCUGACUCUCCUUUAGAAGAAUCACCGACCAGUCCCACAUUGAGACAGACAAAGAAGAAAAUAUGCGUCUAUGACGAGUUCACUGCCUCAAAAUCCUCUUCAGAUUUGUCUACACUUUUGAAUUUUGAACCUCCGAGAAUCAAAAGGAAAACUAUUAGCACCUCUACAGAGUCCUUGAUCGCACCCAAACAUGUUAAGUUGGUGAACGUUGAAACACAAACAAUAAUCCCAGUGAGUGAAAGUAAACCAGAACCCCCGGCGCCUGUUUCGGUUCAAGAAGAUAGCAGGACUAAACACGCAAAUAGUUCUAUUAAAGUAUUUGAUGACGCACGUCUGGACCGAAUUAGGAAAAGUAGACUAGCAGCCUUGAUGGGCAAUUUGGCUGGCAAAGACGCUGCCUUGCCGUUAAAGCAACUUGUCGAAGAUGAACAGACUAGUCAAACUGUAGAACAAGAUAAGCCGAAAACUACUGAAAAUACAACACCGGCUGCACCCAAAGCUCCCUUGGUAUCAAGUUUAGCACCAGCUACACGUUCAUCCAGCCCUUUGCCAGUUAAACAGGAUAGACAUGUCCACUUUAACGUGCCAGCACCCAUCACUUCACAAGCUGAGCCUCUCUCAGUGCCAACAUCCAUUACACCUGCUGCUGUUGGUCCAGCAAAAACUCCAACUUCAAGUCAACCGACCUUUUCAAUUAAUUUUGCUGAUUCUAAGGCGAAAGCCGACCUUCCAGCUUCUUCCUCCGCAUUCGCCAGCCCAGUUUCCACCAAGGUUCCAACAGAGUCGCUCAAUGCAAGCACGCCGCUUGCACUCUCAUUCAGUAAACCGUCAUUAUCUACUUCAAAUGCUUCUGAAAAACUUCCGAGUACACCACCAGUGAUCAGUAAGAAGACCUCACCAUCUAAGCCCGGAGGAUUUAAAUUCGAUUUGAAGGCUCCGGCUGCAACGCCGCCGACCACAAGCCAAAAUAGCCUGGCACUUCCUUCUGCUGACAGUUUUAUCUUCAACAAGCCAGAGCAAAAAGCUUUGUCCUUUGGCAACGAGGCGCAAAGUAAUGCUGGGUUUGGCUUGGCAACAGCAACCAACAGUUUCAACACUGCACCAGCUCCAAUCACUCCUGCAUUUAAUUUCGGAACAUCCACCAACGACCUUAAGUUUGGAAACUUUGCAUCCAAAAGUCCAGCAGCAGGAUCUGUGCCAACGACUUCAGACUCUGAUGGCCAACGAUUAUCCUUUGCAGCCCCGGCUGCCGCUCAGAACUCCGUCAAGCUAGUGCCAAGCACUGGAUUUGGAGGGAGCGUUCCAGCUUCCACUGCGCCUUUAUUUGGAGCCAAUCAGACCAGUGGUUUUGGAGCCCCAACAGUUUCUUCAACAGCCAAUUCCUCCAAGUUCGGUUUCGGUAGUAACCAAACCUCAAACGCAUUCCCCAGUGCAACAAGUGUUGUGUCUUUUGGCACCACCACGCCUGCAUCAACGUUUGGAAACGUUGAUGCUACUAAUUUUGGUGCCCCUGCAACUACUUUGGUUAGUUUUGGUGCCAGCAGCGUUCCCCCUUCAGCCUCUUUUGGCGCGCCAAGCACAACUCACCCAUCUAAUGCUUUCGGCGUUGCAAAUACACUAUCUACUUCUAAAUCCUUCGGUGCGCCCAGCGCAACUCUAGCAUCUAAUGCUUUCGGCGUGCCAAAUAAAACAUCUGCUUUAAGUCCCUUCGGUGCGCCCAGCGCAACUGCUGCUGCAAGUGCUUUCGCCACUCCAACUACAACAGCUGCAGGCUUCGGUGCGUCCAGCUUUAACAUGCCAACCUUUUCAACAAGUCAAUCGGCGUUUGGAGCACCUAAAUUAACCCCUUCUGUGACGGCGUUUGGCGAUGUCACGCUCGCAGUUUCUCCAGCUCUGAACUCUUCCAACAUGCUUGGUAAAACCACACAAGCGCCGAUGUUUGGAAGCGGCACCAACAGCGCUUUUGGGGCGCCUGUGCAGCCGUCGUCGUCUGUGUUUGGCGCUGCUGCGACAAAGUCUUCAAAUCCUCCACCUCCUUAUGGAACCAGUGUAUUCAGCGCUCAAUCUGGAACGUCUGCGCCAGCAUUCAAGGCGAAUUCCACGCCGGCUUUCAGUUUUGGGGCCAAUAAAACAGAAAAUGCUUUUGGGGCUUCUACAACAACGACGCCAAGCGUGUUUGGGGCGCCCACCUCGUUCACUUCCACUAGUGGUUUUGGAUCUGGGGCUCCGACCUUUGGAACCACCACCACACCGAGUACCUUCGGAGCUGCGCCUGCCCCUAGUUUUGGUCAAACCGAUAACAAGCCUGCGUUCACUUUUGGAGGAGCUGACGCUAAACCGAGUUCUAUCUUUGGGUCGGGCAGUGCCAACUCCUUUGGCAAACCAGCAAAUACGGCCAGCACUGGAUUCGGUUCCACUGGCAGCAAUGUUUUUGGUUCCUCAAACCCGGCUAGCACUGUGAACACUCAACAACCAGCUGGAGGUUUUAACUUCGGCUCAAAUGCUUUACCCACGUCGACUCCAUUUGCAUUUGGUCCUAGAGGCAGCACUGAACCAGCAAAGCCUUCAUUCAGCUUUACAGGUCAGAGUCCAGCCACUUUCGGAUCUUCGAGUGUACAGGCGCCUCCCUUCGGAGGGGCAGCGUCCACGCCAAAUUUUUCAGUAGUAGGUGCCGCCCCACAACAGCCUGGUGUGUUCAAUAUUGGCACCGGAUCGGGUGUAAAACAGCGAGCGCAGCUUAGAGCAAAGCGAAGGACUUAGAAGCAUUAAAUGUAAUUAUGUUUGCUUGUUUUAAGAAAUUCUUUAAUUUUUUUUGGAAAACAUCUUAAUUUGUUCGUCAAUUCGAAAUAGCAAACGUUGAAAAUGUGAAAGUCAGAUGCGAAUGAUAGAUGUAUUUAUCGUUAUGGGAUGUAAGCAUGAUCUAUUUGGCAAUGUGUGAUGUGUCUGUUUUAACUAAUCAAUUGUGAUAAUAUGUAAGCAAGAUUACAUAUAUUUUUUUACUUCAAAUCAUGCUUGCUGAGGCAUAACUAGGAAAUUUGUUAUAUUAUUCAUUGUAAAACUUGGCAUUAUAAAUGGCUCAUUCUUUACAGUGCACAGUCAUCAGUUUACUUGUUAUUUUAAACCCUUAUUUCUUUAAGAGUAAGCAAGUUAAUAAAUAUUGCAUUAUUGCUCUUAAACUGUU